This is a messenger RNA of Gastrolobium bilobum, 1577 nucleotides long. RefSeq names its product protein PAM71, chloroplastic. Gene Ontology annotation, biological process: manganese ion transmembrane transport; Golgi calcium ion transport; calcium ion transmembrane transport. NCBI's taxonomy places the organism in Eukaryota, Viridiplantae, Streptophyta, Magnoliopsida, Fabales, Fabaceae. Bases 126 to 1313 code for a protein of 395 amino acids. Gene Ontology annotation, cellular component: chloroplast thylakoid membrane; Golgi apparatus. The record is from RefSeq and is a predicted model, not a curated record. Gene Ontology annotation, molecular function: calcium ion transmembrane transporter activity; manganese ion transmembrane transporter activity. The transcript has 11 exons.
AGAGUUGGUUAGUGAAUGGUGUCGCGGGGCUUAUCCAAGGAGGAACCACAGAGUGAUGUGAUGACACAGUAGUUGAGGAAGCAGAGAGUUAGGGACGCAAAGGGAAAGUGCCAUACAAGUUAGAAAUGCACUCACACUCAUAUAGCUUGCUACGCCCACAUUCACUCCUUUCAUUUCCCAAACCAUUCGCUUCCUCUUCUUUUGUUCUUCUUCCUUCCACUCUCCUCUCUAAGAGUAAGAGGUACCUCCCUCCGCAAUCUUCAACUUUCUCCUCUUGCAUUUGCUGCCCAAUUUUCCGAAAUGAAACCAAAUGCCGAAUUCUCCUUUCAACUCCUUCCUGCAAUCAACCGCCACGUUUUGGAAUUGAUAAGCUUCGGGGUACAGGGGAAUUCACUCGUGCUUACAAGAAUUGCUGCACAGCAGCACACAGUUGCAACAAUUCGGGUGAAUCAGUUGGUGACAACUCCAAUUUGGAAUGUCACUUAGCCCAACCUAUUGUUUCUUCUGCUGGUGAUGGUUUAUCCAUUGAGAUUCUCAAGUUUAUGCUGCUCUUUGGGUUCCUCACACUUGAAGACUCUUAUCCAGCUGCUGCUGCUGCUGCUGCUUCUGAUUUUACCAGUGGUUUGAAUCCACUUCCUAUCUUUGGUGAUAUCGGUGACAUAAGCACAGGUUUUGCUUCAGCAUUUCUGCUGAUCUUUUUCUCUGAACUGGGAGACAAGACCUUUUUUAUUGCCGCACUGUUAGCAGCUAGGAAUUCCGCUGGUGUUGUUUUCAUUGGGACAUUUGGCGCACUUGCGGCAAUGACUCUCAUAUCUGUUGUUCUUGGACGAACUUUUCAUUAUGUUGAUGAAAUCUUGCCGUUCAGGUUUGGAGAAACUGAUUUACCUGUUGAUGACAUUGCUGCUGUUUGCCUAUUGGUUUACUUUGGGGUCUCUACCCUGCUGGAUGCUUCCUCUAGUGAUGGCCAAAAAUCGGAUGAUGAGCAGAAGGAGGCAGAGCUUGCAGUUUCAGAAUUUUCUGGAAAUGGUGCUGGGAUACUAGCUGCUGCUAGCACAGUCGUGAGCACUUUUUUCUUAGUUUUUGUUGCUGAAUGGGGUGAUAAAUCAUUUUUCUCCACAAUUGCCCUUGCCGCAGCUUCUUCACCCCUUGGAGUAAUAGCUGGAGCACUGGCCGGUCAUGGUGUUGCAACUUUGCUAGCUGUCCUUGGGGGCUCUCUACUGGGUACAUUGUUGUCAGAGAAGGUUAUUGCCUACAUCGGAGGUGUUCUCUUUCUCGUCUUUGCUGCAGUAACCUUAUUUGAAAUCGUGCAAUAGAGGUUAAAAGAAUUGCAAUAUAAGCUCAGUACAAAGUCAUCAAGAACGCAUUGACCUCCAGAGUUUUAGUCGCACUUCCUUUAUUAAAUUUUUUUAAUGUGGCCUCCCAAAAAAAGAAGAAGAAAAAUCACUGUAUCUUUUUUACAAAUAGUUGAUCUACCUUUUAUUGCGAUCCUCAUGAAUUAGGUCAUGUUAGUGCUACUUGCAUUAAAAUUUUAAUUACUUAAAUUAUGUGACAUAUUUCUUAAUCGCUACUGUAAAAAC